AUGGCAACUCACGCAGGCGAACUCCACUGCAUUCGAUUGCCAAUCUGGGCUAGUUUUCCGACUUGCUUCUCCUCCACCCAUGGAAGGAAACCACCGGACUCGAUCAGUAGUCCAAUUAAUAAUACCCAAGUGAUUGAAUCAACCAUCCUGUACGCACACAAGCCCACUGAUGUCAAAUCAAUUCCCCUAACCCGCGGCCUCUCCGUCCGAGGCCUCGGCCGCAACCCAUCCAAACUCCCCCCUCGACUCUCCCAAGCUCUGGAAUCCUUCAUCCCCUGCACCUCCCACGCCGACGUCGACGCUCUCCACACUGCCGUUACAGGCGUCGACGCCAUCGCAUGCGCCUACACCACAGACCCAGUGCUCUACCUCGAAGGCGGCCUCUUGCUCCUCCGCGCCGUCGAAGCCGCCAACGUCAAGAUCUUCAUCGCUGCGUCUUGGACCCAGGACUGGAAGAAUAUCCGAUACGGGGAUUUUGAGCUCUAUGACUCUAUUCUUGCGUUCGUGGACCACGUCGCUGCUACGAGCUCUAUUAACCCGGUGUAUUUGAUUAAUGGUACCUUCGCGGGGUGGAUGAUGCGGCCGAGUUCUACUGCCGGAGAUGGAGACGGAUCGGUACGCUGCGAAUUCUGGGGCGCCGGCGACACGAAACGAGUCUCCUGGACCACGAUGGAUGAUGCAGCGGCAUACACGAUCGAGAUCCUAUGCAAUGACCCCGCAGUCCGAGCUGGCCAGGGAGGAAUCUUCCGGUUCCGAUCUGGUGAGCUGACGCUGCGCGAGAUGGCAGCUGUUUAUGAGAAGGUGACGGGGAAGGAAGUUGUGGUUGUUUGUAAGGGGAGCUUGGAGGAUGGGGAGAGGGCGUUGGAUGCGGCGAAGAAGGAGAAGGGGCGGGCUGGGAUUUGGGAGAGGUUGCUUUUGUCGUCGAGUGUGGUUGCGGCUAGGGGGUUGUGGGAGUUUAGGAAGCCGGUCAUGGAUUUGACGUAUGUGAAGAAGCCGAAGAGCUUUGAGGAUCAUCUUAGAGAGAGGAUGAGUGGGGGUUCUUAG
Messenger RNA from Aspergillus affinis, 1044 nucleotides. RefSeq lists its product as uncharacterized. The transcript is spliced from 2 exons. Lineage: Eukaryota; Fungi; Ascomycota; Eurotiomycetes; Eurotiales; Aspergillaceae. The record is from RefSeq and is a predicted model, not a curated record. The coding region runs from base 1 to 1044 and encodes 347 amino acids.